AUGCUACCCAAUAGCCAGGUCCGAGCUUCAACGACGCGAAUCGUUUCGCAGUCCGUUGUUCCACGCGACAUUACAGAGAAGUUCACACAAGCUGCAUCAAAACUAAAGACCGGAAAACUUGUUAAAGAUGAAUACUUCACGCUUUUUGAAGCCGUGGGCGCGUUGGAGAUUAUGGACUCCAAGAUGGACAGUGGAUAUCUCGGCCCCGAAGAAAGCGGCAAAGGCUUGGAGGACGAAUACGACGUUUUGCGCGACCUCGCACCGGAGGAAGUAGUAUGGAUUAUGGAUGAGCUGCUUUGCCAUGAGAUGGCGUGGCAUAUGGGCCAUCCUCUCUCGCAAACCCUCUUCACCUCGAUCUACCUCGACAAACUCCUAUGGCCUAUACCGAAACACUUCGAGGAUACCCAUUUUGGACGUGAGGGGCGCGCCGGAUACGAGCAAAUACCGGAGCUUGUGCAUAUUGUGCUACGCGCAUAUUGCCUUGGGCUCAUUAAGUGCUGCGACUUGGUCCAUACGCGAGUAAUCGGAGAAUUCUACUAUGAGGAAGAGGAUUUUAGCACACAGCUUUACAACCGGUCAUUGCUACCACACUUUGAUUCUGGGCUUUUCGUCACGCUUUUGGACCGAGCGAUUUCUUGGAUAGAUAAGCAGGAGACGAUGGACGCAACCGUGAAAAAUGCCAUAAAAUCUCGAUUGGAAUUCCGACAAGAGUUUCUUUUGGGCUUACAGCAGGAUAUCGAUAUUUUACAAACAAGAUCAGUGGACAAACUACAGUCUUGUUUGUCGAUUUUGCCGACUCUCAAAGAAUCGAACCCUGUCAGUCGACCUGUUCCUGAAGCCUUCAGUUGGAAAAUCCAAAGGAAAUUGGCCAGCACAGUGCCUCCCCGCCCGAUGGUCAGGAUCAGCCUUGGGGAUGCGCUGGCGCAUCUCAAACGGCUAUGUCAGGACGGGAUCGAUCUCAAUCAAAUACUUGACUAUAGAGGACCAUCCAACUUGAAAGUGGCUGUUUGGACCAUCCUUUCCCGAAAACCUCAACCGUCAGUAUACAUUCGAUCCCUCGUUCAGACCAUCAUCAUGAACAAAACGAUCAUUCUUGGAGCUGUUCCAGUCAAAAGAUUUCUGUAUGAUGAACUAGCGGCCCUUGUUCUGCCUUCAAGCAUACUGCUUGAAGCCGAUCUCGAUGAAAUCGAAAUGCCCUCCGAUCCUCGUUUUCAGAUUGCCCAAUUGAUGGACGGCUUCGUUAGGCGCUUUUCCCAGCCAUUCGUGGAUACAUUUCGAAGUGCAUGUUUGAACCGGUGCCGUAUCCGCCGAACGAUCUGUCAUACCAUUGUAGAUUGGGACAAUCUGCAAAUGGAGGCCGAAGAUCUCGACGAACAACUACGUGUCUUGAGUGAAGAACCCCCGCUAGAGCUUCCAAACGGGGACACUACAUACGCGUACCCGCUUAGCAGCUGGGCUUACCACCAAAAACUCAUUCAAUUCCGCCUCAUACUCCAACUCGGGUUCGAGCUAUCUAUCUACGCCCCAGAGGAACUUGCAGGAAUGUACUGGUACCUAUCGCAUAUUUGCUCAACACACCUCGGCCAUAUCGAUAGAAUCCGCACGUUCAUGCUUUCCGGCGCACAACGAAGCCGGCCUUCUCUAACCAAACACGCCGUCCUACGCAAAUCAUUCCUCCUCUUCGACCGCCUUACAAUGCAGAUUGUCGCCAUCGACGCCUUUGCAAUCGCCCUACACGCUCUGUACGUCCUCCUAUCCCGACACAAACUCCUCCCUACCGCCGCCGGACCGCAAGCAUAUUCAAACGACCAAUUCCGGUACGAGCUCCGAAUGAAGCCCUUCCUCCAAAUCACGCUCCCAGAGCUCGUCCCAUACGAAGAAUACAGCCGCGAAGCCACCCUCCAAGGCGACAGCGACGAAGUCGUCAUGGGGCGUGCAAGCAAGGCCAUCGGGGAAGCACGAAAAGCCUGGGAAACAACGCUCGCCAACGGGCCAUUUGACGACUUGAAUGGCGAAAAGCCUGAUGCUCCAGCUGUUACCGAGGACUGGAAUCGUGACGUGAAGGAUACAAUGCGGGCCUGUAUCGGUGCGAGCAUUGCGAUUGAAACUGUGAAGAAGGCGAUUUCUUCUGGGGCGCGGCCGCUUAAUCUCCGUGUUGAUAUUCCUGAAGUGGGCUCUAAGCCUCGUUGGCAUGACUGGUGGGCUGUUCCGCAGGUUUCGCAGGCUCAGCCGAGUAAGAAGACAUGA
This is a messenger RNA of Aspergillus puulaauensis, 2247 nucleotides long. Its product is annotated as N-alpha-acetyltransferase 35, NatC auxiliary subunit. Bases 1 to 2247 code for a protein of 748 amino acids. NCBI's taxonomy places the organism in Eukaryota, Fungi, Ascomycota, Eurotiomycetes, Eurotiales, Aspergillaceae. The record is from RefSeq and is a predicted model, not a curated record. Gene Ontology annotation, biological process: N-terminal peptidyl-methionine acetylation. The transcript has 8 exons. Gene Ontology annotation, cellular component: NatC complex.